AUGCUGGGUGCUUUCCUUAUUCCCUACAUUCUGAUGCUGGCAGUCGCUGGGAUGCCAAUGUUUUUCUUGGAAACUUCCUUUGGGCAGUUUGCCAGCCUUGGACCGGAUGCAGUGUGGAAAGCUGUGCCCAUGUUACAGGGUUUGGGCAUAAAUACCAUUGUAUUUGCAGCAUUUGACAACAUUUCAUAUACCUGCAUCCUCGCCUACAGUCUGUACUAUCUGUUUGCAUCCUUCCAAUCACCAUUGCCGUGGGCAGAUUGCUUCAGUUGGUGGGGAGUAGAUGAAACAUGCAGCAGGAUUCCCAAAGAUCCAAUCUGCAAUUUCUCUCUGGACAAUGGAUAUUUUGAAAUUGUUAAUAUAACAUGGCUGCAGACAAACAAUGAAACUUGUCGAAAUGGAUCAGAAAUCUCCAUUCCUCACCAGGGUCCGAGUGAGCAAUACUGGGAUAAAGCAGUUUUACACCGUACAAGUUCAUUGGAUGAGACUGGGGAGAUAGUCUGGCAUUUAGCCCUCUGUCUGCUUCUAGCCUGGCUGAUGGUUGGGGCAGCAUUUUUGAAAGGAAUCAAAUCUUCAGGAAAGGUUGUUUAUUUCACUGCAAUUAUCCCGUAUGUGGUUCUGACCAUACUCCUGAUCCGAGGGGUUACCCUGGAGGGAGCCUCUAAAGGAAUUGAAUUCUACAUCGGAAGCCAGUCAGACUUCUCCAAACUGGCUGAUGCUCAGGUCUGGAAAGAUGCUGCAACACAAAUUUUCUACUCGACAUCAGUGGGUUGGGGCAGUUUAAUCACAUUGUCAUCCUACAACAAAUUCCACAACAACUGUUACCAAGAUACCAUCGUUGUCUGUGUUGUUAAUUGUGCUACGAGUGUGUUUGCGGGAUUUAUCAUCUUCUCCACUCUUGGACACAUGGCUCAUGUGCAAAACAAGCCCAUUUCAGAGGUUGCACAGUCAGGGUUUGGUUUGGCCUUUAUUGCCUACCCAGAGGCCCUUGCACAGUUGCCAUGGGCAACUUUAUGGUCCAUUUUAUUUUUCUUCAUGCUGUUCACUUUGGGACUUGACACACUUUUUGCAAGUUUUGAAACAGUAAUAACAAGCCUGCUGGACCAGUUUCCUGAGUUCCUUCGGCCAAAGCGUCUUUAUCUGACAGCUGGUCUUUGUUUGUUAUUUUAUUUCCUUGGCCUUCUGUUUGUAACACAGACUGGGAUUUAUUGGUUACAUUUAAUGGAUUAUUUCUGCACUGGAUGGAUUCUCAUUACAGUUGCUCUGUUGGAACUCAUUGGUCUCAGCUGGAUCUAUGGGACAAACAGAUUCAUCAAGGACAUUGAGAUGAUGAUUGGGGAAAGGAAUUGGCUCUUCUGGCUCUGGUGGAGAGCCUGUUGGAUUCUGAUCUCUCCAUGCAUUUUAACCGCAAUCUUAGUCUGGUCCUUAACAACAUUUGCCCCUCCAACAUAUGGACCAAUUGAAUACCCUGUCUGGUCAAUAGCGCUGGGCUGGUGUAUGAUCAUCUUCUGUAUUAUGUGGGUACCCAUCAUGGCCGUGGUGAGAGUUGUCCAAGCUGAGGGCGCCACCUUGUGGCAGAAAAUUUCUGCUGCAUGUACAUCAGCUCCUGAAUGGGGCCCACACCUGGAACAACACAGAGGGGAAAGAUACAGGAAGAAGCCUGACUCUACAGAAGCUCUGAAUCAUGUGCAACGUCUUGUCACUCCUGAGAUUUGAGGAAUUUUGAGAAAAUGUUUUGUUCACUUGGCCAAAAAAGACCCUGAUAAUUGCUUUUUCUUGUUUAAACCCUCUGUAAUUGCAAUGGGAGUUUUUCAGAACUGUUUUCAGCUCCACCAAGAGCCAGGGAUCACCUUGGUUAAAGUUUUCUUUGAGCCUUUUCGCCUCUUAAGCAGUUCCUUCAGGUUGAGGAUGGUAAGGUUGAUUGGUAAGUCCAAUGCGUGAUCUGUAGACUCAGCCUCAUGCGGUUUAGGUGGGCUGUUUGAGGCUGAGUGCACUCCUUCUGAUGCUUUAAUUUCAUUUCUGCACACUCGCAUUGAUUCUCUUCAUCUGUUCGGUGUCCUCUCAGAUAAGAUUAGAUUAGAUUACUUACAGUGUGGAAACAGGCCCUUCGGCCCAACAAGUCCAAACCGACCCGCCAAAG
Messenger RNA from Chiloscyllium plagiosum (whitespotted bambooshark), 2137 nucleotides. The record is from RefSeq and is a predicted model, not a curated record. NCBI's taxonomy places the organism in Eukaryota, Metazoa, Chordata, Chondrichthyes, Orectolobiformes, Hemiscylliidae.